Messenger RNA from Brassica napus (rape), 4151 nucleotides. RefSeq names its product histidine kinase 5. The transcript is spliced from 8 exons. Gene Ontology annotation, molecular function: phosphorelay sensor kinase activity; histidine phosphotransfer kinase activity. Lineage: Eukaryota; Viridiplantae; Streptophyta; Magnoliopsida; Brassicales; Brassicaceae. The record is from RefSeq and is a predicted model, not a curated record. Bases 1305 to 4001 code for a protein of 898 amino acids. Gene Ontology annotation, biological process: protein autophosphorylation; phosphorelay signal transduction system.
CUCUGAUUAUUAUUUUGUUAGUGUACUGUAGCUUGUAAAUUUUAUAUUCCAUUAUUUAAUUUAGUAAUAUAGAAAUGGGAUUGAUAAUUCGUGGACAACUAAUUUUGUGCCAAUACAGUUGUUGUCCGCUCCAUUUAGUACUGAUAAUUGGGUUUUAUUCAUUUUUAAUGCUUGGCGUCCGUUUUUCUUUUCCUCUUUUCACAAGAUUCAAAUAAUUGAUCAUACUUCCCAACUGAAAUUGAACUGAAGAAGAAUAUAAGUUUAAGAUUAGAAUAAUUUAAUAACAAGUAUUAUAGUAUGUUCGUUACAUUGUGGUACAUGUGCUAUUAUAGCUUUGAUAGUCAUGAAACAUGAAUGUCCUGACCCAAUUCGAAUCUUUGUGUGUGUUUUCGUCAAACAUUGACAUUCUAUAAACUAUGUAGAACCACAUGGUAAAUGGAAAGAGGCAAAAUAGAGAAAAAAAAAAGCAGAGUUAUUCUGCAUGGAGCCUUCAAAGGCCAACUAAAAUAAAGCUAUCACAAAAUUGUUAUCUAAAAGAGUUAUUUUCGUAAUCAUCAAACUCAUCCGUCUUAUUUUCUGAAAGUAACACUCAUCUAAUCUGUAGGUAUAAAGAAAAGAUGAUCGACAAGCACAUGCAUGCAACCCUAGUUUGUGUUAUAAUGACGUCAGUGUAUUACUACCGUAUGUUGCAUGGUGACCAAAGAAAACAAUUAUUGACGCCAGUUCUUCUUGUUACUCUCUCAUACUUUUAAAAAGGUGUGUCCUUAAAUUCAUGGGAGCAUUACGUCACCGCUCCGCCUUGUGAAUAGCUCUGUCAAAUCUAUGACGGAUAAAAAAAAAAACAGAAGGACAUUUAAGCGAGAAGUAGAAUUCAGUGUCAUUCUCAACUCGGAUUGGGUCUCAGAGAGUAAACGAACGUGCAGACUGCAGAGAGAAAAGAGAAGAAAGAGUCUGGGCCAUUAGAAUAGUCCUUCCUGCCAAUAUAAUAUACAUUGACCUCUCUGUACUCUUGAGGGUAGCACAUGCUCCUCCUCUUUCUCCUUCCAUUUUUUUUUUCGUUUCUCAACUCUUCUCCGUAAAAUAGCAUUUGUUUUUGUUUUUAACUCCUAUCUUUCACAAUUCACAUGCCAUUUCUCUUUCUUCAUUGGUUAAUCUGUUCCCAAUGCUCAUUUGAAGUUUAUUUACUCUCUUCUCCCAAAGACGACAGACGACGACUCUCUUCAGAUCUACUCACUGUUCAUUACCCUUUCAUCAUCUGUUGAUUUUCCGGUGACCGGAACCAUAUAAGGAGGAACUCUGAUUAAAUGGUCUGCGAGAUGGAGACUGAUCAAAUCGAAGAGAUGGACGUCGAAGUCUUGUCUUCCAUGUGGCCCGAUGAUGUCGGAACCCAAGCAGACAACCAGUUUAACGUAGAGAAACCCGCAGGGGAUUCAGACACGUUGAAAGAAGUUGACAUCGCCGAGAAACGAACCAUGGCUGAUCUAAAACGUUUACCUGAACUCCUGAACACCACCGACCAAGGCUCCUCACAACUCACCAACCUCGUGAGACAAUGGGAGUACAUGCAAGACCACGCGGUUAGGCUUCUAAGAGAAGAGCUCAAGAUCCUCACCAGACAGAGAGAAGAAGCCGAGGCCAAGGAGCUUAAGAUCAUAGAGGAGCAUAACUUCGAGACCGAAGAGCCUGAGAACGUCCCCGUUUUGGAUGAGACCAGCCAUCUUUUCCGCAGGUUUAGGCAGAAGAAACGCGACGAGCUGGUCGAUAGCAAGAGGGUUGUGAUCGAUGAGGAGUUCGACACGGUUGCGUAUUGGAAACAGAAGGCGUUGAGUUUGGAGAAGAUGCUUGAAGCGAGUACUGAGAGAGAGAGGAGGUUGAUUGAGAAGCUGAACGAGAGUUUGAAGACUAUGGAGAGUCACUCAGCACCGGUGGAAGAGCUGACUCAGAAUCUCAAAAGAGCUGAAGGGUUCUUGCAUUUUAUUCUUCAGAAUGCACCUAUUGUUAUGGGUCAUCAGGAUAAAGAUCUACGUUACUUGUUCAUCUACAACAAGUUUCCUUCGUUACGAGAACAGGACAUUUUGGGCAAAACAGACGUGGAGAUAUUCCACGGAGGUGGAGUUAAAGAGUCUGAAGAUUUCAAGAGAGAGGUUCUUGAAAAAGGAAAAGCUUCAAAGAGAGAGAUCACAUUCGAGACAGAGUUAUUCGGAUCAAAGACGUUUUUGAUAUACGUUGAGCCUGUUUACAACAAAGCUCGCGAGAAAAUCGGUAUAAACUACAUGGGAAUGGAAGUAACUGAUCAGGUAAGGAAAAGAGAAAAAAUGGCUAAGCUCAGGGAAGACAACGCGGUGAGAAAAGCGAUGGAAUCAGAACUGACCAAGACCAUUCACAUCACAGAGGAGACUAUGAGAGCUAAGCAAAUGCUGGCGACAAUGUCUCAUGAGAUAAGAUCACCGUUGUCAGGAGUGGUGGGAAUGGCUGAGAUACUUUCUACUACAAAGCUGGAUAAAGAGCAAAGACAGUUGUUGAAUGUCAUGAUCUCUUCUGGUGAUUUGGUGCUUCAGCUGAUAAAUGAUAUUCUUGAUCUCUCCAAGGUUGAAUCAGGUGUGAUGAAGUUAGAAGCUACAAAGUUUAGGCCAAGAGAAGUGGUGAAGCAUGUGCUUCAGACAGCUGCUGCAUCGCUGAAGAAAGAUUUGACGUUAGAAGGAAACAUUGCAGAUGAAGUUCCUAUAUUGGUGGUUGGAGAUGUUCUAAGGAUCCGGCAGAUUCUCACCAACCUGAUCAGCAAUGCUAUCAAAUUUACACAUCGAGGAAAGGUUGGGAUCAAACUCAAAGUGAUAUCACAACCAUCCUUUGCUAGUGAUAAAGAACAAAACGAGACUUCGGUUUGGAUUUGCUGUGACGUUUAUGACACUGGAAUUGGAAUCCCAGAGAACGCUCUCCCUUGUUUGUUCAAGAAGUACAUGCAAGCAAGCGCUGAUCAUGCUCGCAAAUACGGUGGAACUGGUCUCGGUCUCGCCAUUUGUAAACAGCUGGUUGAGCUAAUGGGAGGUCAACUCACAGUGACAAGCCAAGUCAACUUAGGUUCAACGUUCACGUUCGUAUUACCAUACAAAGUUGCAACACCAGAUGAUCAUUCAGAUGAUCAAGAUGAGUUCUCUGACAUGGUUGAUCAUCAUCAACCAGAGCCAGACGACACAACCGAAGGAUACUUCCAGUUUAAACCCCUUCUAGGAUCUAUAUAUUCCAAUGGCGGACCGGUCAUGGGCAAUAACUUCUUACCUCACAAAGCUAUGCUCACUAGUCCUAUUAAGCUCAUCAACGGUUCUGUCGCCGAUCCUUCUAACAGCAGUGGACAAAGCCAGACGGUUCAGGUUGAAAAUGGUGGUUAUAUGGAUGAAUCUGAGUCGGCUCAUCAAUAUGGCAAUGGGAAUGGUCAUCGAUGUCCCUCCAAGGAAAGUGAAUCUUGUAGCAGUUCACAAGCUAGCUCAGAAAUGGAGUCAGAGCUUACAGUUUCAUCUCCUAGGGAAGAGGAGAAAACUGAGACAGAGGUCAAAGAGACAUCACAGCCAAAGAUUCUGCUUGUGGAAGAUAACAAAAUCAACAUCAUGGUUGCUAAGUCGAUGAUGAAGCAACUAGGCUAUACCAUGGACAUUGCCAAUAACGGAGUUGAAGCAAUAAACGCUGUUAAAGACACUAGCUACGACUUGGUACUCAUGGAUGUGUGCAUGCCAGUUAUGGAUGGUUUAAAAGCUACAAGACUGAUCCGUUCAUACGAAGAAUCUGGGAACUGGGAUGCUGCAAUAGAAGCAGGAGUUGAUAUAAAGACAUCAGAGAGUGAGCAAGGCUGUGAGCGUUCCACUGACCGGCUGCCUAUAGUCGCUAUGACCGCUAAUACAUUAGCAGAGAGCUCAGAAGAAUGUUAUGCAAAUGGUAUGGACUCUUUUAUUUCUAAACCUGUAACGUUGCAAAAACUUAAAGAGUGUCUACAACAGUAUCUCCAGUGAGAUUUUCAAAGUUUGUAUAUAAAAAUGUGAUAUAGGAAAAAGUUUUGGAGAGCUAUACAAAAGUAGCUUUGCUCUCUUAGGGAUUGUACAGUUAUCAAUAAAAAAAGAGUUUGUCUUUCUUUAUUUAUUUGUGGGAAGUUCAUGGGGAGA